This is a messenger RNA of Guillardia theta CCMP2712, 888 nucleotides long. RefSeq lists its product as hypothetical. The transcript has a single exon. Gene Ontology annotation, cellular component: cytoplasm; centrosome; nucleus. Gene Ontology annotation, molecular function: ATP binding; protein kinase activity. Lineage: Eukaryota; Cryptophyceae; Pyrenomonadales; Geminigeraceae. The record is from RefSeq and is a predicted model, not a curated record. The annotation marks the transcript as partial. Gene Ontology annotation, biological process: chromosome segregation; protein phosphorylation.
AUGUCUAUCAGCGGCAAGUGGUUUGUGCAAGACGGGACAUCCGGCGAUUUCCACUUCUUCCAUCCUGACAGCGACAAGCGGUUCCCUCCCUCCUAUGAGAAAGACCGGCUCCAAAUCUAUCAGGUUCUGAACCGGAUCGCGACGGGGGGUUUCGGGACAGUGAGCAGAGUGUUGCGGGUGUUUGACGGGAAGAUUUUAGUGUGGAAGGAGCUGAACUACUCGAGGAUGAACAAGAAGGAGAGGAGGAUGAUGAUCACCGAGGUGAAUAUCCUGCGGGAGGUUGACCAUGCGCACGUGGUGAAGUACUACGACACGAUCAUCUUGCGAGACGAGCAGAAGAUCUACAUCAUCAUCGAGUACUGCUCCAACGGAGACGUGGGCGCCAUGAUCGACCGCUGCAAGUCGAAGAAGUCUCGGAUGGAAGAGGCUUUCAUCUGGCGGGUCUUGUCGCAGAUUCUUCAGGCCUUGCAGUCUUGUCACAAUCGUGAGGAGAUCAUCCUUCACCGCGACCUCAAGCCUGCCAACAUCCUCCUCGACGACGCUUACAUGGUCAAAGUCGCUGACUUCGGGCUGGCUGCUGUUGUCAACUCCGACUCCAUCGCGAGCUCCAAAGUCGGGACGCCGCUGUACAUGUCGCCCGAGCAGAUCUCGGGGGCAGGCUACACGGCUAAGUCAGACAUCUGGUCGUUGGGGUGCAUCGUCUACGAGAUUGCUGCUCUUCGCCCGCCCUUCGACGCUCAGAACCAGAUGGAGCUCGCUCACUUCAUCCGCGAGGGAAAGUUCUCCCGCAUCCCCGACCUCUACUCCCCCGACCUCCACCGCGUCAUCUGCUGGAUGCUCCAGCAGGCCCCCAAGAGCCGCCCGUCCGCCGACGAGCUGCUCUCCUAC